AUGCCCCUCCUACCCAAGUUUCCUGAAACCCACACUAUCCAACCUAAAGCUGCAGAUGAUGCGGAUUUCUCCACCGCAAAAGGCCUGACCUCCAACCCACCCCCGACCAUUGAUGAUAAAGCUUCCAUUGCUCCGUUCGAAACGGCCAAUCCUGGGGAUGUCAUCAUUUCAAAAUCCGCUGCCAGCAACAAAUCCCUUGCCAUCUCCUAUAAAGAAGCCCCCGUCAAGCUUAAAUUGGAUAUUCCUAUAAAUAAGCCUAUCACCUUCAUCACUUCCCCUACAUACUCCCUAGGGGCCCCCGUCGGACUCAAGUUGGAAAGUCCUGUAGAUAAUCUUGUCGCCUCCGCCACUUCCCCUUUGCGCUCCCCAGAGACCAGUGCCCUCAUUUCGAUUCAUUUGCCCGAGCUCGAUGCCAGCAUCCGCGCUGUCAGGAAAUGCAUCAACUACGUCUUUCUACAUGCCGAUAUAUACCUACAAGAGGCGCCCGUCACCUUCUUCACAGAACUUCAACUCGCAGUAGAUGCUAUGGGCGCCGAAGUACAGAAAAUCAUGAUCGCGAUAGCAGACCCGGGAACCUUGGAGACCGAGAACCAAAAAUUGGAUGCGGAGCUUUUAUUGAACGAAGUGGUCAUGAGUUACAGCAGUAUUUUGGAGGCACUGGUGGAGUAUACUGGGGGCAUAGAAGAAGACACGAUAAUUAGCCAAAGUUUGGACGUGAAACUGGUCAUGCGCGAGAAAAACAAGAUCUUAACGAAAGAGUACCGCAAGUUUCUAAGAGAAGACAGCUCGUCUGAUAGCGAAGAUUAUUCUGAUUCUGAUGGUGCGGGUAAUGGUGGUGAUAGGAGUGAAAUGGCUGAGGUAAAUUGGAAAGAUAUGGGGGAUGAGGACAACGAGCAGGGGAUCUGGAGAGUGACGAUCGGAGAUGAGUGA
Molecule: messenger RNA, 930 nt
Organism: Morchella sextelata
Lineage: Eukaryota; Fungi; Ascomycota; Pezizomycetes; Pezizales; Morchellaceae
Exons: 1
Coding region: 1-930 (309 amino acids)
Source: RefSeq, a predicted model, not a curated record